Molecule: messenger RNA, 2816 nt
Organism: Cheilinus undulatus (humphead wrasse)
Lineage: Eukaryota; Metazoa; Chordata; Actinopteri; Labriformes; Labridae
Gene: ssbp4
Product: single stranded DNA binding protein 4
Exons: 17
Coding region: 73-1230 (385 amino acids)
Biological process (GO): positive regulation of transcription by RNA polymerase II
Cellular component (GO): nucleus
Molecular function (GO): protein binding; single-stranded DNA binding
Source: RefSeq, a predicted model, not a curated record
GAUGGAGCGUUUUCCUGGCUGCUUUCUUUGACAGGUGUUGAGUGGGGCAAAAGUCUUAAAACAGAAUCCAGCAUGUACGCCAAAGGUAAAGGAGCAGUCGUCCCUUCCGAUAGCCAAGCGAGAGAAAAGUUAGCUUUAUACGUGUACGAGUAUUUGCUGCAUGUUGGCGCACAGAAAUCAGCACAGACCUUCCUGUCAGAGAUCCGAUGGGAGAAGAACAUCACACUCGGAGAACCGCCAGGAUUUCUACACUCAUGGUGGUGUGUAUUCUGGGAUCUGUACUGCGCCGCCCCGGACCGAAGGGAGACAUGUGAACAUUCCAGCGAGGCCAAGGCUUUCCAUGACUAUAGUGCGGCCGCUGCUCCCAGUCCAGUGAUGGGCAACAUGCCACCCAAUGACGGCAUGCCGGGCGGACCCAUGCCCCCAGGUUUCUUUCAAGGUCCUCCAGGAUCUCAGCCCUCCCCCCACACGCAGCCCCCACCACACAACCCCAGCAACCCCAUGAUGGGACCUCACGGGCAGCCCUUCAUGUCUCCACGGUACCCAGGCGGCCCCAGGCCCUCCCUCCGUAUGCCAAAUCAGCCUCCUGGGAGCAUCCCCGGGUCACAACCCCUUCUGCCAAACAGUUUGGACCCCACCAGACCUCAAGGACAUCCAAACAUGGGAGGUCCAAUGAGAAUGAACCCUCCUCGAGGCAUGGGAGGAAUGGGCCCACAGAACUACGGCGGAGGGAUGAGGCCUCCUCCAAACUCCAUGGGGCCAGGGAUGCCCGGCAUGAACAUGGGUCCCGGCGGAAGAGGUCCAUGGCCAAACCCCAACACCAACUCAAUAGCUUAUUCAUCUUCAUCUCCAGGCAACUAUGUGGGCCCUCCAGGGGGAGGCGGCCCACCAGGAACUCCUAUCAUGCCUAGCCCUGGAGAUUCAACAAACUCAAGUGAAAACAUCUACACAAUGAUGAACCCUAUCGGCCCAGGUGGAAAUAGACCUAAUUUCCCAAUGGGACCAGGUCCUGAUGGGCCCAUGGGUGGAAUGGGAGCGAUGGAGCAGCAUCAUAUGAAUGGAUCACUAGGCUCUGGUGACAUGGAUGGGUUGCCAAAGAAUUCUCCCAACAACAUGGCGGGCAUGAACAAUCCUCCGGGCACUCCGCGAGACGACGGAGAGAUGGCAGGCAACUUUUUAAACCCAUUCCAAAGUGAAAGUUAUUCACCCAACAUGACGAUGAGUGUGUGAUUUUUUUUUUUUUUUUUUCUUUUGUUUUAUUUUAUUUCUUUUUCAUCUCCCCUUAUCCCAAUCUCCCUCUCCGGUGGUGCGACUUGCAUUACCCCUCUUCCUUCCCUUCCCUUUCCCUCUUCCUUGUGGAUGGUGUGCUGUGCCACACAGCCCCUGGGGAUGCCCCUGGAAAGCAGGACUCCCCUCAAGGCCCCCCACCCCAACGCCUGUAAAAUGGGUGUGAGAGCAUGAAGAGUCCGCCAAGCGAAAGGAAGGAUCUUUUUGUCUUCACUUCUCGGGUCUCAACACAGGUCCUAGGACAGCAAGAGACUGUCUCUCCAAAAAAACCCAAGCCUGCCCCUGUGGGUGGCAUUCAACCCCAGUCAAGAAGACAUUUGCAUCUUCUACCACUCCUUCAAAUCAUGCUGAUCAUAACUCAUGAGAGUGUGACUGAUGGAGGCUGAAACCUCGUUGAAAAACUCUGCUCCUUUGGCGGGAAUGAUUUUUUAAAAAGACAAAAAGAGGAACUGAUAAAGUUAUUUUAGGACAUGAAUUGUUUUCAUUCAAUGUUUGUAUUUUUGGUUUCAUGAUGGUAAUAUUAUUGUUAUAAUUUUCAUAAUUGAUAUUAUUCUACUAAUGUAGUUUUGAUUUCCUGUAAAGGGCACAUUUUAUCUCAGCAGCAGCAUCAACAAUGACAGAAUAAGCACACAGUGGAAAAAUGCACAAUAAUUUUCUGUUUACAUGAUUCUAGGUUUUAUUGUUGUUUGUCUUGUGUUUGUGUCAGUCACUUUCACUUCACACACUUCUCCCUACAAUCACCCAUAGCUUCAGUCGUUGCUGUUCAUAUGAUUGUAGCACUAAAUGCAAACUUUAAAGGUGAUCUAGAUAAUUGUCCACGCUAUUCAAACAGGCUUUUCUGAUACAAAGUGUCUGCUGGAUGAUGCUACGUCUUGCUAUCUUGUCUUAAAACGCCCCAUUCUCACAGCUUUCUAUGUUUUUACUGCCUGGAAGUGGCUCAGGUGCCAGUUCUCUCAGGUGCCAGAGUAAGAGAGCAUCACUUCUGUCGAUGUAAAUAAGACAUAUUUAGCUUGUAUUGUGGUUGUUUUGUUUUUUUUUUAAUAUUUUUGUUAUUUUAAAUUGUCUGUGAAUACCAGAAAACUUGGUUCCUUCCCUUUCAUCACUGUUGACUCCAAGCGGCACUUGUAAUCCCACCCAGGAGGCAUUCUGGUCCCUGGUUGAUGUCUCCUUUUGGACUCCUUGGAUAUUAUGGGACCUCAAAUAUGCUUAUGGAGUUUUCUUUUUGGACGCAGUUCUUCUACAUAAAUGGGACAAUGGAUCAGAGUACUGCAAUGCUGUAGCAGCCCUGAUGACAGGAGAUCAGAGGAUGCACCUUGGGGGUCAUUUGACCAUGCAGCCAAGUCAGUCUAAAGAAGAGGAAAAACAAUGGAAUACUUUUUUACAAGGCAACCCAUGGGGGAGGGGAGGCAGCAAAAUGGAGGGCCCAUGGAGUUGAGGAAAAUCAUGGUCCAUUGUAAAGUUAAGCUGUGAUCACCAUAUUUUAUAUUUAACCCCAAUAUUAACCAAUCUUAUUAAAGAAACAAAAUAUA